UGUCUGUCGCCAUGUGCGUUUUUGUACUUUAGUGUUGCGCACCUGCUGCUGAGAAAAGUUUGUUAAUAGGCUGGACUACACUACACUGACUUGUAGUAGUGCGGCAAUCCACUUUUCAGGAAGGAAACCUGAGCUCUGGAAAGAUAUCACACAGCCUUGAGCUCUGGGAACGGCGUAACACCCGGAACUCCGGUUCCUUCUCCCAGGUUUAUUACAAUAACACCAACGUUUACGCACGUGUUUGCAUUUCAUACGUUUGAACUGGAGAGAAAUAAACUUUCUGAACGCUGACUAAAAAAUGUCAAGCGUUAAAGUUCCUGAGUUUGGCCUGAGAGAAGUGGACAUAUGCGACGGGGAACUAGAGUCUGAUGAAGAAAGCGCCGGAUUCCAUGAUGUGCGUUCACAUCAUCUACUACAGGAACCUUCAGAGUGCGCUAACGGAGCCUUAACGACUUUGUCACCCAAAGGGGGUCUGGUUUCUGACGAAGCAGUCAAGGCUGUGCGCCUGGAGCCACUGUGUAAUGAAGUCUGGACACGGUCUGAAGAAGACGAUGGUAGGUUCUUGUGUCGGUCAUCCAUCGUGGACUGUCUCCUGGUGGAGCUUUAUGACACGUACAGCAGCGGGAAGGGCCUCAGGAGUGCGGACAGUUUAGACAGCUCGACUGAGGCCUCAGGAUCAGACGCGUUUCUGGGUAGAAGCAACACGGCAUCCAGCUUUCUGCAGGAACUACAAGAAAAACACACCAAGAGACACCAGAGGAAUUAUCUCUCCCAAAAAGAUCCAGAGGAGCUGAAGUGGAUGAUUCAGGAGGUGAAUUAUCGUAUCGGAAUUCAGUCAGCUAAACUGGUACGGCAACUGAAAAGGAAGGACCGACUACAUCACAAGCAGCAGAAGAAAUGUGACAUUGUCACAGCCUGCCUGCAAGCUGUCUCCCCAAAAAGAAGGGUGGAUACCAGGUUGAAAUUUACUCUAGAGCCAUCUCUUGGAAAGAAUGGCUUUCAACAGUGGUAUGAUGCCCUCAAAGCAGUGGCUAGGCUCCCAACUGGAAUACCCAAAGAUUGGAGGAAGAGGGUAUGGCUAACAUUAGCUGAUCAGUACAUCCACAGCAUUUCCAUCGACUGGGAGAAGACCAUAAGAUUUGCAUUUAACGACCGUAGCAAUCCAGACGAUGACUCUCUGGGAAUCCAGAUAGUGAAAGACCUGCACAGAACAGGCUGCAGUUCUUAUUGUGGCCAGGAGGCUGAGCAGGACCGCGUGGUACUGAAGCGAGUGCUGCUGGCUUAUGCCCGCUGGAACAAGACUGUAGGUUACUGCCAGGGAUUCAACGUGCUGGCUGCCCUUAUCCUCGAGGUCACAGAGGGCAACGAAGGCGAUGCGUUGAAGGUGAUGAUUUAUUUAAUUGAUAAGGUGCUUCCUGAGAGCUACUUUGCCAACAACUUGCGUGCUUUGUCUGUGGACAUGGCUGUAUUCAGGGAUCUGCUCAGGCUUAAGCUUCCAGAGCUCUCGCAACACCUUCACCACUUACAGAAAGUAGCCAAUCGGACAGGAGGAGGAAGCUAUGAGCCUCCACUCACCAAUGUGUUUACCAUGCAAUGGUUUCUCACCAUGUUUGCCACCUGCCUUCCUCACCACACCGUGCUGAAGAUCUGGGACUCAGUUUUCUUUGAGGGAUCAGAAGUGCUGCUGCGUGUUGCCAUAGCCAUUUGGGCUAAACUGGCAGAGAGGAUUGAAGAGUGCCAGACUGCAGAUGAGUUCUACAGCACUAUGGGCUGUCUGACUCAAGAGAUGCUGGAGGACAACUUAAUUGACUCCAAUGAACUCAUGCAGACGGUAUACUCCAUGGCCACUUUUCCUUUUCCCCAGCUGGCUGAGCUAAGGGAGAAGUACACUUACAAUAUCACUCCAUUUCCUGCUGCAGUCAAGUCCGUUGGCAGCCAGGGGCUUCAUGGAUGGGAAAGUGAUGAUGAUGGUGAGAUGGAUGAUGAGGAUUCUAUAGUUACUGCUCUGGGAUGCCUGGGACCAUUAGGAGGGCUCCUGGCUCCUGAGAUUCAGAGAUACCAAAAGCAUCUAAAAGACCAGCGAGGGGAACAGAGCUCUCCCUGCAGCAGUAUGGCUGAGCUGAGCCCCGGGGCGGUGGGUACUGGCCGGGCAGAGCACCAUGCCACCAUCAACAGCAUGAUGAUGGAACGCAUGAGCACAGACAUCAGAGCACUCACUAAGCAGUACUACCGCAUCAAGAGACGGCAGCAGCAGCAAGCGAAUCUGCUUUACAUUCACACAGGACUGCCAGUGGAAGCUGAACCUGUUACUCCUCAUAAGUCUAGUAAAGAGGCGAGCCUUGACAGUGAUAAAUGUCCAGCCACUGGCAUCUUUGCCUCCCAAAUACACUCUUCACCUGUGGUCAAUCAUCUUCUAUUGGGAAAGAAGGCCUUAGCUGCUCAGCAUCCUUGCAGAAAUGGUAUAGCCCAUGGGCCAGGGCCAUUUCCGAGAGCCCAGUCCACCCCGACCCAGGAUCACAGUCUUCAGUCCCCAUGGCGUGCCCAUGUUUGUGCUCAUCGCAGGAACCUGGCUCGGGCCCGGGCCCAGUUGGGCUUUGAUGACUCUGAGGAGAUAGAGGAUACGACCAGUCCUGAGCACAAAACAAAGAGAGAAGAGGGAAAAGAGAAGAUGAAGGAAGAGGAAGCUCAAGGGAAGGAGAGGAAAGACAGCAGUGAAAACCAGGAGAGAAUAGAUGUGCCAUUGCAGGAGCCAGUGCAAGGGAUUAUUGAGCAGGGAGACUCCAAGCUCCAGCUUCAGAAUGCUGGGUACAGUGAGGAGAUAAAAGAGAUGGAACAGCAACUAUCCACUCUAGACCUGGAUUCGUCAGCACAAGCUCCUUCAGAGUUGAACGAUCCAGAAUCCCCUUCUCCUCCCCCAGAGCCAGAGUUGGGAAAUAAUCUACAGCCACAACCCAAACCAAAUGCACAGCCAUACAUCUCAUCACUGGCAUGCUCCACCCGCCAUGACUCUUCCAGCUCAGAAAGCACAGCUUGCUCUUUCAUGCAGAGCUCCUCUGUAGCCUCUACCCCAGAGAGUCUUCCCAAACCACAGCAGAUCUUCUCACCUUUCCCCUGUGUCAAAGCACCCCGCAAAUCCAUGGCUGCCCGCAACCUAGGCCUCUAUGCCCCCACCUCCAGAACCCCCAAUGUGCAGUUCCCACAUAUGAGCAAAACCUUGAACCAAAUGGCUGCUGGCAUUGCUGUGUCCACCAGACGGCGAUGAUUAGCAGCUUUACUUAUUCUUCACCUGAGCUCUGAAACGGAGCCUUUCAAAUAUACAGAAGGCUUGCUUUUUCAGCAUGCAUAGAAGGUAUAGCAGUAUACAGCACAAAAGCCACUGAGAUAUUGUACACAGUAGAUGUAUAGAUAAAAAUGAAAAUUUCCAAGCUAGUCAAGAUUAUCUUGAAUGUGUUGAACAUUUUUUUUCAAGAUUUUUUUAUACUACUCAAAAAGAGCCAAACAGUUAGUCUUUUCUAGCGGUCAGAAUUACUGGAGAAUGUAAAGAAGCCUUUGCAUAUUUAUGCUGCAUGUCUUACCGAUGGCUUUUGCCAUAAAUGUAUUGGAUAUGUACAGUAUAUGGAUAUAUUGGUCACAAAGCUACAUAUACUGUAUAUAUACACACACACACACACACACACACAAAUAUAUCCUAUUUAUUGGCUGGCAAAUGCUGUAUACUGUAUAUCAUUAUAACACUCCCUCAUUUCAAACAUACAGCUUGGUUUACUUAUCAUAUUCUUUCUGCCAUAUUUCCUCACAGAGUGUAAUGCAAUUUGCCUCCUGUUAUGUAUCAUUUGUCUGUCACUUUAUUAGUUGGUUUGUGCUGUCAAGUUUAGGACAUUUCAAUUUCCUAACCAUAAACAGAAAUAGCUGUAUCUUUACUCUUUAUUUCAUAGCUUAUACUUUAAAGAUUUUGAAAUGAACAAAGUUAAUAUAUUGGAUGUAAUAAAUUUAAAUGAAUGACUCAUGUUAUAUUUACAUUUGAUGCUUGAGUUAUUUCAGUAAACAAGAUUGCACCAAUAAAAAAUCUACAUGUAUAAUAAAA
Molecule: messenger RNA, 4084 nt
Organism: Tachysurus vachellii
Lineage: Eukaryota; Metazoa; Chordata; Actinopteri; Siluriformes; Bagridae
Gene: tbc1d30
Product: TBC1 domain family, member 30
Exons: 14
Coding region: 299-3262 (987 amino acids)
Cellular component (GO): endoplasmic reticulum
Source: RefSeq, a predicted model, not a curated record